Messenger RNA from Melanaphis sacchari, 3892 nucleotides. RefSeq lists its product as uncharacterized. Gene Ontology annotation, biological process: chromatin organization; negative regulation of transcription by RNA polymerase II. The transcript is spliced from 17 exons. The coding region runs from base 699 to 3596 and encodes 965 amino acids. Gene Ontology annotation, molecular function: chromatin binding. NCBI's taxonomy places the organism in Eukaryota, Metazoa, Arthropoda, Insecta, Hemiptera, Aphididae. Gene Ontology annotation, cellular component: pericentric heterochromatin. The record is from RefSeq and is a predicted model, not a curated record.
AUCGAUUGGCACGUUAGCGCCGCCGAUCGACAAUUUUUUAUUCACGUCAAUCUCUGGGAAUAUUUUAUCAUCCCUCUCGGGCGCUACCCGCCACGAACAAGUAGGCACCAACUUAAACACAGAGCGUACCGUUUUACGAUAGUUGGUCAAUCGGCGGCGGCGGCGGCUAUUUAGUGGCCGGGAAAAUAUUUCAAGUAAAUAAUAACGUGUAUAUAUAAAAAAAAAAAAAGGACGCGAUAUUGUGUGUGUGUGCGUGCGUGUUGCUUAUGUCCGUGCGUGCGUGUGUCUCGUUUGCCGUGAGUGCGCGCUUUUCUCUCUCAUCCGCGGGCCCGUUCUCUAUUCGGAUUUCUUAGAUUUCCGAUUAAAUUUAGGUUAUAAAAUUUGUUGAUACCUAGUCUUCGACGUUCUUGUUGAUUUUUUUUCUCCCCCCCCGAGCUUCCGAGCUUUUUUUGAUAACAGUGUUUUUGCGCGAAUUUCAAAACUUGUAUUCGGAUACUACUAACGUCCGUUGUCGCUUAACGUUUUUCACCCAGCAACUCGACCACCAGUCUCCAGAGCCGUUGUAAAAAUAUGGCGCCAUUUAUCCAUAGACAUUAAAGCCCGCUCUACCGUCUUCCGCCGCCGCUUUGGAAACCAAAACGAAAAACGGUAAUCUCUAACAGCAUUUUGGUUUCUAUGUGAAAUUACAUUCAGCAAUAAUGAGUACUGAAGUAGAUGAAGCACUAGUUACAAAAAUCGAUGAAGUAGAAACUGAUGGAAGUGCUGUUAAGCAAGAGCUUACCAAUGUAGACGUGUUGGUUUGUGGUUUAUGCCAUAUAGGAUUUCAUUUUGUGGAAGAAUUUCAAGAUCAUAAACUUGGAGGAUGUAAAAAAAUAUCUGCAUUUCGAGACCAAAAUACCCCGGAUAACAAACCCCAAAUUCUUGGAUUUUUAUUAUGGAAAAACUCUCAAACUAAACAAAUAGCAGAAAAUCAAGAAGCAUGGAAAGUUUAUCAAAUGUGGUGUGUUCUACCUGAAAGUGUUAAAAACUGUUGGAUACAAGCUGGCAAAACUAUAAAUGCUAAUGAUGAGUUAGCUAAAAAUAUUCCUGAAAAGGUUAUUAAACUUGAUCCAAGUCCAUCAAAUGGCAAUUUAGAAGAACAGCCACCAGCAGCUGUUAUGAAACCUAGUGGAGAAUUUCCUUCAGGCCAAGAGUUUGUAGUUGAAAGAGUUGUUGCCCGCCGCUUUAAUCAGAAAAAAAGACAAUUUGAAUAUUUAUUAAAGUGGGAAGGUUAUCCUCCUGAGCAAAAUACUUGGGAGCCAGCAGAUAAUAUGAGUGCUUGUACCCAUCUUAUAAAACAAUAUGAGGAUUCCUUAGUUAAAAAUGGUUCCAAUUCUUCCUCAGGAAAGAGACCUGGACGCCCACGAAAGAUUGAACAGAUCCAAAAUAUAGGUAUUGUUAAACCUAAAGUAUCUCCACAAGCACAAAAUGAACAAAUUGGAAUAGCAGGGAGACCAGUUCGUAGCAGUAAACAAAAAGCAUUGGAUCAAGUUAAAUAUUGGUGUGGUACAAUGAAAGCCACUGAAGAAGUUAAUGAUAGUAAAUCUACUCAACCUAACAUUCUAAAACGUGAUUACAUUAUGUUAGAAGAAGAUGAAGAAGACGAAGAUACUCCGGUGUUGAAGAAGAAAUAUUUUCAUCCUGAUUCUGAGGAUGAAGAAUGGGAUGAUCCAUCAUUGCAUAAAUCUAAUGCAUCAGUUAGUGAAAAUGAAGAACCUAACCAAAUUUAUGGAAAAGUUACUAUGAGAAGUCAACUAACAAUGGAAGAGCGCAUAAAGUAUAAUGUCUCAAGAAGUAUCACAAGAACAUCAGUAUUUCCUGUGUCAAAACGAGAAGAUAGGGUUAAAAAAAUUAAAACACAUCUAGCUCAUUUUAAUAAUUUUCAUAGGAAUUCUGAUGUAGGUUUCUUACAAAUUUCACCUCAUUUAACUCAAGUAACUUUAGCAUCAGUGAAGAGUUUAAUGAAAUUAGAAACUAAUCAAGUUCCACAAUCAGGCAUUUAUAUAUAUUCUAACAAUGAAGGAUUUACUAGAUUAAAUGUAAGUGACAAAACUCAAACUAUGAUGAUGAUGAUGAAGAAUAGGGAUGAUCCUAAAAAAGGCAAAGUAGUUUAUGCUGAAGGAGCUCAAGCUCUACAACCUCCAAAAAAAACUCUUGACCUAUCCAAAGCUAGAGAGACUGUACACCAGUCAUCUCCUUUAAUGAAAUCCUAUGCUAAGAAACCGUUUGUUCCAACUACAAAAAUCCAAGCCGCCGUAAAGCCUAGACCAUUUUUACACAAAGUUGCUGCUGCUAAUCCAGAGAUUGAAAAAUCAUUACUUCAGAAACACCAAGGUUCUCCAGGGAUGAAACCUCAUCAUAGUAAUAUGACAUUUGUUCCUAGGCGUACUCUUAAUAACAGAGUAGUCCAACAAGACGUUUCAAUUCCACCUAAUAGUCCAAAUAGACCAUUAACACUUUGUCCUACAACUGGAAAAAGAUUAAUGAAAGCUGAAGGCGAAAAAACGCCAGAACCUACUCCACCAUCAAGCCCUAAAACAAUGAUAACUAUUGAUGAAUCAUCUUUAAUGAGUAGACAACAUGACAAUUCUUCAUUGCCAACAAUAAUUAAAUUGGAACCUGGAACUGGACAUUUAGGAAAUCAAAAUCCUAUGAUGUCUAUUGGUGAACCUGAAAAAGUGAACAUAAAUCGUACACCUCAAAUGCAACAUCAUCAAACCAGACAAAGUUUUGUUAAUUAUAAAGACAUACCAGCUGCUUCAAACUCUGGUUUACGUAUGAAAAAAACUAAUUCAAGACCCAAUAAUAAUAGUAAUAAAUCGCUACAUGUGAGCUCUGGAAUGACUAAGUCCCAUAGUUCUCUAAACGUUCCAGCUCGAAAAAUACAACAAAAACAACAUCAGCAACAACAACAACAACAACAACAUGAACAACAAAUUUCUCAACCCUUCCCUGGACAACAGGCUAUACUGACAGAUGAAUCUGGUCGAUUAAUAUUGUCUGCUGAUGAUACUGAAAGUAUGAUUACUAUAACAGGAGAUGAUGGCAUGCUCUAUCAGGUUUCUGCUGCCCAGUUAGCUGCUAGUGGAGGUACAGUGUUAUUAGCUGGAAAUGAAGGAGACGGCCAACAGUGUGUAUACCUUACUGAAGAUGGUAAUAGUAUGAUGCAAACCAACCAAAAUCAAGAAGGGAUGUUAGCAUUGGAUGAUUUUGGCAAUACCGUAGGUCAACUUAUGCCACAUCAACUCGACUUAGGAAAUUUGGUGACUGAUGAUGCAGGAAAUAUGUAUAUGAAAGAUAAUGAAACCGGUCAAUAUGUACCUGUAUCAGCAACAGAACAAGGAGGUCAAGUUGUUAUACAAACAAAUGAAAACUUUACACAAGAACCUCAAGUUAUACAAGAAGAAUCAGAUCAAUUAGUUGCACAAAUUGUUGAUGCCGGAGAGCCAAAUCCUACAGGUGGUCCACGAAGAGUUGUGUUGCAAUUACCUGAUGGUAAUUUAAUGGUAACUGAAAUGGACGAAGAGCAGUUUGCUGCUUUAGAAAUGGAUAAAUAGUAUACAUUAUAGAAUGCUUUUGAUGGUAAACCUUCAAUACCAAUUUUAUUUUUAGAUUUUUUAACAAUAUUGAAUAACUCAAUUAUUAAUAUACAUUGUUAUAUUUUAUUUGUAUUAACAGUAUGACAUUAUAUUUUAAGAUUUUUAAAAUCUUUUAUGUAUGACUGAUUCAAAUUGAAGGAAGCAAAGAAAUGUUUCGUUAUUGUAAACAAUACUUUAUAUCUACUUUAGAUAUAUAUUUUACCUAAUAAUAAGUUAAUAUUAUUCCAAUGGGAUAUUAAAUAUGUAUAAUUACA